GUUCCCCUGGAAAACAAGCGGAUAACUCAGCCAGUGAUCAAGGAAGAAACUCAGUGACCCCAACCAAGGCUGGAAAACUGAGCCAUGCUUUCAGAGAUCCCCGACCGGGGAGGAAAACUGCAGAGGGACAAGUGACAAAAGGUGGCGAUGAGUCUGAGAGCGAUUUUGAGUCUGAUCCUCCUUCUCCUAAGAGCAGUGAAGAAGAAGAAGAACAGGAAGAUGAAGAAGUCUUGCAAGGAGAGAAUGGAGACUUCAAUGAUGACAAUGAUACCGAACCAGAGAAUUUAGGCCACCGUCCUCUGCUCAUGGACUCUGAGGAAGAGGUGGAGGAAGAGGAGGAAGAGAAGCAAAGUUCUGACUCCGAUUCCGAUCGUACCAAGCAAAAACCUGUGGAAGGGCUCCUGAGCAGUAGGUUCAGAGAUGGUGUGGGCAGCGGUGAAAGGCAAGAACCUAGUUCAAUGCAUACAUCUGGGUCUGAGGUGCCAAGUUCUGUAGUCAAGGUGGACCCUGGCCAAGAAUUUGAUGUGUUUGGUGCAGUGCCCUUUUUCACUCUGCAGCCUCAGGCCAGAGAGAUGGACAAGGAUGUUUCUUCUCAGACGGCUUUUCCUGGCCUGAACCAGGAGCAGGAUGACUUUGAUGUUUUCACAAAAGCCCCCUUCAGCAAAAAGGUGUCUCAGCAAGAUGGCCAGGUACUGGGAACUGAGCCUCUGCUCUCCCCCACCUCUCCACUGAGCCUUGAUAUUUUUGGCUGCAUCCCGUUUCAGCCUUCCCUUCUCCCCAAGACUGGUGGGAGUAAAGAGGACCUGUUUGGGCUGGUUCCUUUUGAAGAGAUCACAGGGAGUCAGCAGCAGAAGGUGAAGCAGCAGCGUAACCUGCAGAAGCUUUCUUCUCGCCAAAGGCGCAUGAAGCAGGAGGUCUCGAAGAGCAACGGGAAGCGCCACCACGGCACCCCAACCACCACGAAGAAGGCGCUGAAGCCGAGCUACCGCACCCCUGAGAGAGCCCGCCGGCACAAGAAGGCCGGCCGCAGGGACUCGCAGAGCAGCAACGAGUUCCUGACCAUCUCGGACUCCAAAGAGAACAUAAGCCUUGCGUUGACGGACAGCAAAGAUCGAACCAACCCUCUGCAGACCGACGAGAGUUUGCUGGAUCCUUUCGGAGCCAAACCCUUCCACCCGCCAGACUUGAUGAGGCAUCCCCAGCACCAAGGGUUUGGGGACAACCGCGGGGAUCACGGCACGGUGGUAGUGGCCGGUAGAGCCAGGCAGAGCUCCUUGCACGGAGCCGUUCACGGCGCUGACGGGCUGAAAACAGAUGACUUUGGUGCGGUACCGUUCACGGAACUGGUGGUGCGGAGCACGCAGAGCCAGCAGCAACAGGCGCUGGAGUUAGAUCCCUUUGGAGCAGCUCCGUUUCCUUCCAAACAGUAA
Molecule: messenger RNA, 1430 nt
Organism: Tauraco erythrolophus (red-crested turaco)
Lineage: Eukaryota; Metazoa; Chordata; Aves; Musophagiformes; Musophagidae
Source: RefSeq, a predicted model, not a curated record